AUGCGUAGCACUCAGCCACCGGGCACAGCUGCGGUUCACAAAUGGGCAGUGCUAAGAGCAGACGUGGGCCAUGGCAGCUGGCAGCAGAUGGCAAAGACCUCUUCCCUAGGCACCCGCCAGCGAAAGCCUCGUCGAGGUGCAGUCGAAGGUGGGGGGGAUGCACCGGGGACCUGCAGCUUGUGCCGAAAGCACCUGUGCUGGGUCGCGUCGCUGGGUGCAGUAUGCAUGUGGUCCAUACUUGUCUUUUCAAUCUGGCGGGAGCUGCAGGACGGACCAAAGAUGUCCGCGGAGGCUCUCCAGCCGAGUGUUGUCGGAACGCUACAAAGCAGGGUUAUCACCUUGGAAAAAGAACUGUCGCGAGCAAAGGAGGAAAUUGCUGAGAGGGACAGGAUGUUGGCGGACCUGCAGCAGAGGGCUCGUGAUGAUGCGCGUGGUGAUCAGUUGGCUCCGGCGCUAGCACCCACACCAUCUCCGAUGUCACCUGCCGAGUUUGCGAAGGUGGCAGGCGCCUCCGGAGUGGCAGAGCCCUGGCCCUCGCCGCAGCUGCGCGGCACGGCAAAGGCGUCUGCGACCUCGACCUGCGACUUCCAGCAGGAUGUGGACUACUUCCUCUUGGCAGGACGAGGGAAGGAGGAGAUGGUCAAGGCCAGCUCGAACAAGGCGGAAUGCUGUCAAAUCUGCAUUGACAAGAAUCGUCAAACGCCGGGCGCCUGUACGGUGGCCGUCCUGAGCUCUUCCUCGGACUCCCCACCUUCGGGAUGCUGGAUCAAGGGUGCCGGCUCCAUGAAGAUCCUGGCGGCCUUGAAGCCCAACUUGAAGCCCGGGGUCUUGGCUUGUUUUCCACCUGGACACGGCGAGAUGCCCACGGUGCCCACGGCACCACCCGUGGACAGCACGGCAGUUGCGGAGCACGAGAAAGGUCUAACUCUCCUCAUCUCUUCGGUAACAACCCAGGACAUGCGGGCCAAUGCAGUGCGAGAUUCGAUUCGCCACGCCUGGUCAUGCUACAAGACUUUUGCUUGGGGCAACGAUGAGCUGCUGCCCAUAGCCGGCAAGGGUCGAAACCGUGGCUUCAACCUGGCUGUGACGAUGGUGGACUCUCUGGAUACGCUCUGGCUCGCCGGCCUCAAGGAGGAGUUCAACGAUGCAAGGGACUGGCUCGUAGCCCACUUUCACAACAAGAUCAACGCGAUCGGCAAGACUGUCUCGGUUUUCGAGACCACCAUCCGAGUGUUGGGUGGCCUGCUGUCGGCGUAUGACCUUUCCAAGGAGAGCGCUUUCCUGGAUCUGGCAGUGAAAAUGGGGCAGAAGAUCCUGGCCGUGGUGACCGCCAGAGGCAUCACUCCCUACACCUUCGCCGGCGGGCGUGGAGGCAGCGGUUGCCCAAGCCUGGCAGAGUCGGGAACGCUUCAGCUGGAGAUGCGGUACUUAUCCCACGUGACCGGGGACCAGACCUUCGCGGCCAAGACCAUGAAGUUCUACGAGACGGUGCGAGGCUACAAGAGCUUAGACGGGCUGUGGCCCAACUGCUUCGAGCGAGGCAGAGGAAAAAUCACCUUUGGUGCAGAUGGCGACUCUUUCUACGAGUACCUGUUGAAGGUUUGGAUACAGGGCGGAAAGCGCCAGGAAGAAGACUACCUGAAAGGAAUGUACGACAAGGCUGUGGAAGGUAUGGAGAAGCACUUGGUCAGAAAGGGCGCCGAUGGCCUGACCUACCUUGGCACGGCAACGUUGGAAGCGACCGGUGCCAGCUACGUGCAGGAGAUGGAGCAUCUCACCUGCUUCGUGCCGGGGUGGAUAGCUCUCGGAGCACAGCACUGGCAAGAUGAUCUCCGGCAGCGCCGGAUGCAACUGGCCGACAGCAUUGCAUACACCUGCUGGCAGAUGUACGAAAAGCAGCCGACAGGCAUCGGUCCGGAGAGGGUCAAAAGCGAGGCCAUGGACCUCUCCAAGACCAACACGAAAGAGUACAUCCUCAGGCCGGAGGCGGUCGAAGGUUGGUGGUACAUGUGGGAGCUGACUCAGGACACCAAGUACCGCGACUGGGGUUGGAAGACGCUCCUUGCCUUCGAGAAGUGGCUCUGGGUCCCGCAUGGGUAUGCUUCUUUGAAGGAUGUGCGACAGACUUCCAAGAGCUACUUGGACAGGAUGGAGAGCUUCUUCAUCGCCGAGACUUUGAAAUACCUCCUUUUGCUCCAGGCCGAUCACGACGUGAAGCUGGACCGCUACGUGUUCAACACAGAGGCACACCCUCUGUCAAUCUUGGACUUUGCACCGAAGCCAUGCAUGUGGGCUGGGAACAUCCUGGCCCUCUUUCACCCCCUUCCCUCCGACCUCAACCCUCCUUCCGAGCGCAGAGCCAUGGUCAAAAGCCCGUCGGAGAUAUUCUGCGCCAUGGUUUCCCCAGUCGCAUCAAGCACUGAGAAGAUGCCGACUAUAGCCGAAAUACGCUGGCAUCUCGUCCUGCUCAAGUACAAGCGGCCAUUCUCCACGGGCUGCGUGACGUGGGAUGCUUCCGAAUUCACCUACUUCUCCGGCUUUUUCCAAGCAAGAGCUUUGAGACCUGCGGAGCUGCACCUGAGGCGGGAGAGCCCUCCCUCUGCCCAGAACGGAAAGCGCAGCCGGCUGCGCGUCUUCUCCGAGGCAGAGGAGGAUGAGCUCGGAAUCGGGACCCUGCUCGGCGACUAUGAGGAGCAAGGCGUGAACCAUGGUCGUCCGACAUACCAGAAGGUGGUGGACGCGCCUAGCCAAGACGAGGUCAGCGUCUACGUCUACUACUGGGACACUCGUGAUGGUGUCGACUUUUCUGGUUGGUGGUUCGGCGACAAGGUCGGUGGAUCCCAGGUCUGGUCCCGUGCCACGGACAACGGCAAGGCUCCACCAGAGCGGGGCUGGAAGGUGCCCUGGGAUGGAGACGCCCCGGAUGGCUUGCUUUGUGUCGAGGUUCUCAAUGCCGGCAUGGCGCAGCCGGUUUCAACAAGCAGCCCUACGGCCCCUACGGUACCACCCAAGGCAGUGAAGGCCAAGGUCCAGGAACCAGAUGAGACAGACAAAGAUUUACUGAAAGAGCGUAUCCGCUUGGCAGCGGAUCGAGUUACCUCAGCAGAAGCGGAAACACAGCAGGCGGUCAGAGCGGCGAAGGAUAUGCUGGCUGCCGAGGACGUUGAUGAAGCGACGAUCCUGGAAGCAGACUCGCAACUCAAAGCCCAGAUGGAGACAAUCCAGGCAGAACACAAGGACAUUGCCAAGGAGGUGCAGGAUGCACGAGCAAGCGGCUCAACCCAGGGCACUGUGGGGGAGUUUGCUCGGCUACUGCCCAGGCUCCGAGCGCUCCACGCGAGUUGUGAGAAGGAGCUCUCUACCGUCAAGCUAGCCUUGGCCAAGGUCAGAAAGGCUGCGGAACAUGCCAAGCAGCAGGCCAGUGCCGCAGAGGCCGCCGCCGAGGCAGAGCAGAAGGAUGUCCUCGCCUUUCAAGCAGCGCUGCCCCAGGCUAUGCAGGUCGUCACCGACGCCGAGGAUGCUGUCGAGACGGUCGCCAUCCUUGCGGCGGCUGUGUCCAUCGACGAAGAUGUCCCAGAUGCCGGCGAGACUCAGACGAAGGCGAUCCAGGACAUCGAGAAGGCUGCGACGAAGGCUUCCACAAACUUGAUCGAGGCCAAGAAGAUUGUCCAAAGUCGCCUCGUGGAGAUAAAGCGCUAUGCGCCCGAGGCAAAGAAGGUGGCAAUGAAAGAGUACCAGGACCGCUAUGACCUCCUCGGAGCUGUGGGCGAGGGAGCUUUUGGAACGGCCUACCUAGUGCAGCGAAAGGGGGAGGAGCAUCAGAGGGAGCUCCUGGUGGCGAAGAUGACCUCCUUGUCUCACCUCCAUAGAGAGAAGCAGAAGGAUGCCAUCCGAGAGGCUGAGCUACUGAGGAGUUUAUCCCAUCCCAACGUCAUCGACUUUGUGGACUCCUUCGUCGAAGAGAGCCGUUCUGGAAGCGCAUUCCUGUACAUCAUCAUGGGCUUUGCGGAUGCGGGCGACCUGGCGGCUAGAAUUCAAGAAGCCUUGGACCUGGGCAAAGCCAUCCCGGAGCACGAGGUUAUGAGCGUCAGCUCGCAAGUGGUGCUUGCCUUGUCCUACCUGCACCGAAACCGGAUUUUGCACCGUGAUGUGAAGCCGACCAACAUCUUUCUCACGAAGCGCCGCCUGGUGAAGCUGGGAGACCUUGGCCUGGCCAAGCGCGUUGAUCUCUCAGCGUCCCUUGCGCAGACACCGGCAGGUACGCCGCUCUACACGUCCCCGGAGGUCUGCCACAAGCAGCGCUACGGCACCCAGAGCGAUGUUUGGUCCCUGGGCGUGACAAUCUACGAAGUCGCAGCACUCAGGGCACCUUUUGAAGCCGAGUCCCUGGUUUCGCUUGUGAUGGAGAUCUGUCAUUCCCGGCCGGCUCCGAUUCCGUCCCAAUAUUCCGAAGAUCUUAGCCAUCUUACCAUGAGCCUGUUGGAGAAGGAUCCGAACGUGAGGCCUUCCCUGUGUAACAUCCUCUGCAUGCCAUUCAUGCGAUCCUGCCUGAAGCUACUACUGCGCGACCAGCAGCAAGCAGCUUGGGAAUGGGAUAGCCUUUUGUUGGCCCGGACCGUCUGCGAAGCUCUGUUACAGGGGGUGGCAGGCCGGGCAACGGGUCAAGGCAACAUGAAACGCCGGGACAGGGCCACCCUGCUCCCUGAUCUCGACCGCAAAAUCCUCGAGGCUUCCAAAAGGCUGUCGCCCCUGAAGAAGUUCCGACAGGACUUCGAGCAGAAGGCAAAUGCCAAAAAGGCCUUGGCUGAAAUCACCAAGACGCUCAGCAGUGCGGAGCUGGAGGUCGAGAAGGCGCACAUCAUGACAUCUUCAGCAGACUCCACUGGAUCGAAGAUGGAGGAGGGCGCGUGCGUUGAGAUGGCUCGCGCAUCCAUCUUGGCGGUUCUAGUCGCGAGAAGUCUAGCAGAGCAGAGGCCCAUCUGCAGACUAGCAGAUGCAUUCACAACGUCAGUGGAUAUGCACAUAGCAGACUGGGACAGUCAGAUCGACUUUGCCCUGAAUGAAUCACUCAACUGCUCCGAUUUCCUGGAGUAUGUCUACCUGUCAAGGGACCGGAUACGGACCCAGCUGGACUACGUGCGUGGUAACUUUACAGCUGAAGAUGAAGCCUUUCGGUUGCAGGGGGCCAUGGGUGGUUCGAGUGCGUGGGCAAUGACCCACAUGUCUGCGGCUGCCUCCUUGUUGUCUGCCUACGUGCACAUCCACGGUAUGCUCUCCGCGGCCCGCUUCGAGUGCCUCAAUGAGCAUCUGCAGCUCCUCUUCCUCAUGAGCUUCCGGCGGUUGAAGACUUUGCUGCACAGCCAACUGCGUCACCUCUGGCUGGUCUUCCAGGGCACUGCAGAGCUUGUGCGCCAGGGUGCAGGGAAGUGGCUAGCCGAGGUCGUGGACCUGUUCGAGGCAGACCUUCGUACUUACGAGAGCGUCAUGGUGAACUGGAAGAGCAAGGAGGAGAUCGAAGCCAGCAGCAACGGAACAGCCGUUCCCGCCAGACCGGGGCCACCGCUCCCGGCCUUCACCCCAAGGGAAGCUGAUGGCAUCGCUCUGUCCACCAUCGAGGUGCUCCGCCGUGAGACCUUCGAGGACUGGGACGUUCCGAAGCCACUGCUCCGCGGCUUGUUGCGCUAUGUGAUCUCCAGGGACAGCCAGGUCGCCGACUUUUGUGCAGGAAUCGGCACGGCUGCAAGCUUCCUUAACGAGACAGGCCUAGUCCGGGCAUAUGCCUUCGAUGCUUGCAGCAACAUCAAGCUGCUUAGCCGAAAUGUCGUGGAACACCUGCGGCUGUACGGCGAAGAGGUCAGGCUUUGGACCAACUUCGAUGUAACCAUGUGCCUCUCGGCUGCUACCGACUAUGCCGCGAGGCCGGAGGUUUGGGCCCAGGUUUGGACCAACCUCGAGGCCAACACGCGCCGGGCAGCCAUCUUGACUUGUGGGGUCGGUGAAAAACGGCAAGAAGCCAUGAGAGCCGCUGCCGCGCACGCCCCCAGCCUGUCCUACGACGAGCAGCUCAGCUCGCAAAUCGACGAAGAGAUCAGCUCUACCUCAAAGCUCCUGCAGCCGGCCGAGGCGGACCUCCAAAAGUCGGUGCAGAUGAUCGAGCGGAGACUGAAGGCGCUCUCCGGCAACGACGGAGAAGCUGAGCAACAGCGCAAGGAGUUGGAGGAGCUACAGCGCCGGAGUGUCGAGACCCGCAACAAAAUGGCAGGUGUUCGCACAGUGCUGAAACGACAAGAAGAAUCGCUUCAAGUCGAUGUCCUCCAGAACCAGGUGUCAGAAAAGGUGGAGCUAGCCGAGGAGGCCUUCCUGGCGACGUCAGAAGCAGAGAUGCCUUUCCUGAAGGGCCUCGAGGUCCUGCCUCGAGAAGAGGGAAUCCAAGCUGUCGCCAUGUGCGAGGCUGCUGCCAAGAAGUGCGAAGUUGCACUGGAGCAAGCCAGGCUCUUGCACGAGAAGGUGGUUAACGAAUCCAAGACCAAGUUCUCCAAGGAGGUGAAAGAUCGGCUGAAGGAGAAGCUUGCCAAGUUUCGGCUCCGUGGAGAAGAAACAGCGAAGAAGCUCGCCAGCUUCAAGAAAGAGACGCAGCAGCGGAAAGCCCAAGCAAUGCUUCAAGAAGUCACGGAAAAAGUGGCUGAAGCCGAGAGCCAGUGCCAGACUUUCUCAGAGGUCGUGAAGGUCUUGGGCACGGAGAACCUGGGCCAGGUCACGGUCGAUGUCUUGAAGUAUGCCAUUGAUCAGUCGCGGGCGGCAGAGAAGGACUCUGUUCGGGCCUACAAUGCGGCCCGCGAAGUCAUCACUGCUAAGCAGAAGCAGGUCAAGGAGAACUCCCUGCUGUCAGAGCUGUCAAAGCUCCAGAGCAAGCUGGCAGCCGCACAUGGAGAAAUGGUCAAGAGCAGGCAGCUUGCAAAAAACGGAGAUGCCGUCAUCCGAAGCAAGAAGGUCAUCGAGACAGAAGAAGCAAGGGUCAAAUCCAUCGAUGAGCAGAUUGAGGAGAUGGAGAAACUGGCUGUUCUGUUCGACGGUCCAGAAGUCAAGGCGGAGGAUCUGAAGAAUGUCGAUGAAACCAUCAAGAAAGCACAAGCAGCCACCGCUGGCGGGGCAGCAUCAUUAGAUGCUCAACUCAAAGGCGCUGCGGCGUCCUUGAAGAUCCCGCUGAACCACUUAAGAGAGAGAGUCAAGGAGGCAAACCAGAAAAUUGAGAAGGUGAAGCAGACCACGAAAGCCCAGAGAGAGAAGGCUCACGCCGAGGCCUACGUGAAGGAGGCGGAGCAGAAGGUGGAGGCUGUGGAGGCCUCCCUCCAGAAGAUCGCGGAGGCGGAGCUUCCUUUUCUCAAGGGCAUCGAGGUAUUGCCCCUGAAGGAAGCCUCCACGGCCAUCGCGGAUUGCGAGUCGGCUGCAAAACAGGUGCAGGAGGCCAUGGACAAGGCCAAGUCAGUUCUGACCGCACGCGUCGCGGAUGUCCACAAGUUCGCAGAGGUGGCUUCAAAGCCGACGCUCGAGCGGCUGCAGAGCCUCGUGGAGCGCAACAACGCGGCAGGGGUGAAGCUGGCAGCUUUCCGCAAGGACACAGAGAAGCGCAAACGGACCUCGAAGCUGCAGGAGGCCGAUGAGAUCCUGAAGACUGCGGAAGAGGAGGUGGACCAAGCACGGGAGGCAGCUACGCCUUUAGCUGCCGAGGACCUGAGCACUAUGACUGCCGACACGGCGACGCAGAUCUGCAAGACCCUCGCAGGUCUCGAGAAGGCGGCCGGACAGCGAGUUCACCAGGUCAUCAACUUCCUCGCAGAGCGUCGGAAGGACCGGGACGCCGGAGGUGGCGUGCCAGAGGAGCUGGAGCAAAUGCAGGUGCGGCUUGGCAAAGUGAAGGCGAAGUUGGCAGAGUCCAAGAAGCACACCUCCAUGCUGGAGCAGCGCUUCGUCUCGAAGAAGUUGCUUGCCGAGGCUGCCGGUCUGGUGGAUGAGGUCGAUGCCGAAAUCCAGAAAGUGGAGGCAGCAGCUUCUCCGCUCUUGGACAGCUCCAGCCUGCUCGUGCGCUUGAACGUGCAGCGGCUGUCCACCGCUGUCCAGGAACUGAUCAGCAAAGGCCACACCAAGGAGGCGCUCUUCGCUAAGGCGUGCGGGGAAGGUGGUACCAAGGUCAGCACAGAGCAGUUCAAGGCCUUCAUUGCCUGGCUGGCCGAGAAUCAGACCUCCGAGGACGUCGUGUUCUUGGACUCCCAGCUGGAGGCGAUCUUCAAGAAGCUCGAUGCGGACAGCAGCGGGGACUUGAGCGAGCAGGAGUUUCAGGACAUCUUCUCGGAGUUCUUUCUCUGUGUACAGCCCAUCUCCAUGACAGAUGGGAUGUCCAUCAGCAGCGGCAAGAAUGUCUUGAAGCUUGAUGUGGGCAUGGUGGUCGAAGCGCUGGGAAUGCCGCAGUUCGACGAGACCCAGAAGCUCACACGACUACACUGCCGGGUGGUGGAAGACACCUCCAAAGAGGGUUGGGUGACGAUGAGGGGCAACCAAGGCAAGGUGUACCUCAGUCGCCAGUCGCCUCAAAACACGGCCCUGAAAUCCUUUGCCAGGAACUGGAACACCGUAACAAAGCAAGUGGAGAAGGUCUCAUCUCACAUCACUGACAAACGGAAAGCCAUGGGGACCUGUGCGCAAGGUCCGCUGAUUGAGGCCAGGACUGAGCUGGACCAGCUCAAAGCCAAGGCCAUCUCCUUCAACAGGCGGCUCAGUGACCUCAAAAGGAAAGUGGAGGCAGCAAAGAAGGAGUACGAAAAGAAAGCGGAACAGGAGAAGAAGGCCCGCUUGGACGCACAGGAGCAGAAGCUCUUGGCUGCGGUCACGAAGGUGCUGGACGAGCAGGUCCAGGCCGUGGAGUCCGAGGCAACACGGAUCACCGAGGCCAUGGCUCCGCUGGUGAACAUUCAAUCGGAGGUGGAGGUCCUGAAGGUGCCAACCUCGCUCCUCAAGGAAGGUGAGCAGAUGAAUGCGCAGCUCAAAGAAAAGCUUGCAGCUGUGAGGACCGCGAUUGCGAAGCACGAAGGCCCCAAGGACGAAGGCUCGGGGCAGAUCCGCCAGGCGGUCAAUUCGGCCAAGUGGAAGGUGGACAACAUGGAGAAGGAAGCUGCCAAAGUGCUGGAGGCCGCUCGGGCCACCGCCUCCCGUGUGGCGGACGUGGCGCUUCGGGAAGCGCGGGCUUCCCUAAGGUGUGAGUGCGCCAAGAAGGACACCACGUUGGAUGCAAUCUUCGACACGAUGCGCGGAGACGCGCCUGAUGGCACAGUCUCCAAAGAAGCAUUUGAGAGGUACUUGGGCAGCAUGUCUGACCUCGGGCUCAGUGCCGAGCAGGUCUCCCUGGUCUACGACAGGAUUCCACAAAGCGAGGAAGGUGCCUCCCGAUGGUCCUUCCUCCGUAGCUUUCAGCAGUUUUUCGUGUGCCAGAAGUCCAUUGCGCUGACGUAUGACUUCGUCAUUUCCAACCGCAAGCCGCUGCGAAUGGUGGCCUGUGACGAGGUCAUGGAAGUCCUGGAGGGGCCGCAAACAGACCCGAAGUUAGGCAUCACCCGGGUGAAAGGCCGACUGCUCGAGCACAACGUGGUCGGUUGGGCUACGGUCUCUGGCAAUCAGGGCUCCCGCUUCUUAAAGGAGAAGGCAAAACCCUACAUGCAGUGCCUCCUAGAGCUGCCUCUUGAGCCCGACUUCUUGACAAGUGAAGCUCCCAUUCGGUUGCUGAAGGCCGAGGAGGUCCUGGAGGUGAUCGAGGGGCCUCGCAAGGACAGCAACGAGCCGCUACUUCGGGCUCGUUGCAAGGCAUGUUCAGACCAGGCCGAGGGCUGGCUCACCCUAAAGGGUCCCGCCGGGUUCCUGGCCGAGCAAGGCCGGCACCAGCAUUACGUCUGCAAGACUGCCAUCGCGAUGACCGACAACCAGAACAUCAAGACCUGCAAGGUCUUGAGGAAGCUCGAGGUCGGUGAAAUCGUCCGAGUCCUGGAAGGCCCAGAAGUGGACAAGGACUCUAGCGUUUCACGGAUCAAGGCUGUCGCCACCAAGGAUUCCCUGGAGGGCUGGGUGACCGUGAAGGGAAAUGCCGGGACAGUCUACGCGGAGGAAGCUCCUUCCUUGUACACGGUCCUGCAAGAGGUGCCGCUGCAGCGCUCCUUUAGCACCGAGGGCGCCGAGCAGAUCCGAGCCCUUGCAAAAGACGAGGCCAUCGAGGUCCUGGAGGGCCCCAAGGAGGAGGUCCUGGAGCCGGUCUUGCGCUUCAAGGGCCGAGCCUUAGCCGACAGCGCGGUCGGCUGGGUCAGCAUGAGCAGCAAAAAGCUGAAAAGCUGGAGCCCACUUUACCGGUGUAAACAGAGCACGGUGCUGCAGUCCACGUUGGCCACGAAGAGCGCCGCGUCGAUCCGUCGAGUGGACGAAGGUGAGAUCUUGGAAGUCGUGGAUGGGCCCCAGGAGGACUCAGAAGCUGGUCUUCUUAGAAUUAGAGCAAGAGCUCGGAAAGACCAAGCAGUAGGAUGGAUAACGAUGAAAGGCAAUCAGGGAACUGUUUUCCUGGUGCAGUCUGAAGAUCCGCCUAAGCGACAGUAG
Molecule: messenger RNA, 10629 nt
Organism: Symbiodinium necroappetens
Lineage: Eukaryota; Dinophyceae; Suessiales; Symbiodiniaceae
Source: the annotation of a GenBank genome assembly